UCUGCUGGGCCAGGCACGCUAGCCGAUUUACUGGUCUCGUUCAGUUAGCGCUCUUGUAGGCCUAGACGUGCGCUGCACAGGUCGGCUUUCCUACAACGCUAUCGAUCCGAUGCCUGCCGUGGUCUGCUGGCUAGCGCUACCAGAGUGCUGUGAUCUUCUGACCCUGCCGUGCAAAACCUUUGUUUAUACCUUGGCCCUGAGACUAUUUUAUAAAUCACAGGGAACAAACGACAACAUGGGAAGAUCCGCGGCUGCGAUACCCACAGUUACAGCAGGGCAGCUAUGCAAAGUACUACCUCUACGGCAGUGGCAAGCCCACACCAGGCCAGGCAGCGUCCAAGCAAAAGUAUUUUCAAGAUGACCUUGCAAUGGCCUGCCCUCCAUACUAUGGCAUGGUCUACUAUCCACCACCACCACCUUCAACGACAGUUUCUAAUUCAACCACAGCAUCACCCAGGGAAGGCUUCUACACUGCAGCAGCGAGACCUGUGGGCACCUAUUCACCUUACUUUGGAAGUCCCCGAACACCAUAUCGUUUCAAGUCUGGCACAGCAGUUCCAGUUGAUGAGCAGCUUCUCAUGAAACUUUGCCUUCAAUUUCCAACUGUAGAAGAGGGCCACAUCUUCACUCUGCUAAAGCAAUACCACAACAGGGACAAUGUCGUGGUGAGCGCUUUGCUGGCUGAGGGACAUCCACGUGCCCAGACACACCCCAGUGCCCAUGAGCAUUUACCUCCAAAGCUGCUCAAGGUCGAUGAGACUCUUGUAACAAAGCUCCAUGGCUUCUUCCCAACAAUCGAUCAGGAAACAAUAAGAGGUCUUCUUUACAAGCACAACAACCAAGAGCAUGAGGUUAUUCGUAUGCUGGUGUCGGGCCCCAACAAUUACAUCAUCCGGCACCAGAGUGCAGCACCAAGCUCACCAAAAAUGAAGCUGCGGUAUCUCAAGCUGCUGUUUCCUGAAGCUGACGAAGCAAUGCUCUUCAACAUGCUCUAUAACUGUGAUAAUAAUGCCCAGGAGGCCAUGACAAGGCUGCAUGACCUGGGCUACAAGAAGCGCGAUGCACCAUUGCCCAAGGGCACGCCCAUCAAACAGGUGGCACCUGCCAAACCGCCUAUUAUGGAAUUUCGCAGGCCCUCCCAAGUGGUACCACCCACCAAGGCAGAUCGGCAGAAGCUGGUGUCACAACUGCAUGAACAGUUCCCUGCGGUGUCCCAGACAUUGCUCAACAUGGCCCUGGAGAGCAGCCAGUACAAUGAAGACAGGGCCAAACAGUUCCUCCAGGCCAUGACUCCGCAGGACAGCCGUCCACUCCUUGGUUCUGAGGGCAUACAGCCAGGAGUGUUGGUUAAGAGCACUCCCCCCGUCCCACCACGAAGCCGCCAUGCCUCCCCAGCCCAGACUGAUGGCCUGACCCUUGUCACCAAAUCUGCACCGUCCACUAAAGAGGGGUCCUCCAAAGAAGAAACCCAACUUAUAACUGUCAGUGACAAGGCUACAUCCCCACCUCCUAAAUCGAUAACUGAACGAGCAUUUAGGCCCAAGUUCCUUCGGAAGUUGUUCAAGUUCUCUAAAGGUACCAGCACCCAUGAAGACCAGAUGACGCAACCUUCGAGUCGAAUAUGUCCUAAGGGGCCCAAUGCAAGUCUUCUUAAAGGGCCAAAUGAUGGCAACCUCUUGCGUGAGUACAUGCCAUGGCAGGGCCCGGACCCUGACAACCGACGAGGUCCUGACCCAAGCUUGCGACGAGGCCCUGACCCCAAGAACCUUGCCAGUAAGGAAGGAGCCACCAAAGCCAGAGGUCCCCAAGCAUCAAGCUUGUUCCGCCGAGGGCCCCUCAAGGACAUAACCUUCCGCUCCUUCCUCCGAGGUUCCUCACUAUCUUCAGGUGGUAGUGACUCACCACAGGGCUCAAAGUCCUCCUCCUCCCAGCAGUGAUCAGAACAGGACUGUACUCAUAGGCUCGACUUUGUGCGGUAGCAAAAGCCAAGGUGUAGUGUCUUGCACAUUUUGUUCUCUUUGGGUGAAAGCAGUGCAUAGAAACUUCGCUGUUUCCUUGUUUUGUUUUUCACCCAUUUUCACAAGAACAUGACUAUGACUUGUCCCUUGCAAAAUACUACUAUUGGGCAAAAAGCCCUAAAUUCAUAUUUUAAAACUGACAAGCAAGCUGCAUCUGGCAUUGAGGGCAGAAAAAAACCUAGUGCAGACAUGCAGCACUGCUGCUCCGUGUGGCACAUUUAUGUUAAAUGUGAUGACUUGCCAUAGUAGUAGAAAAUGAGACAUAAUUUUUGCCCUUUUUGCUUGCAGGAGCUGGAGGUGUCUAUAAGUGGAAAUUGGGAAAACUUAGUGCUUCACUAUCACAACAUUUGCACACACCAACCUGUUAAAAAUACCAAGGUCGAAAUGCUGGCAUGUUAGCGCAGCCACACGAAGCUGCCAUCGAGUGCAGGGCCAUGCCCUUGGUGCCUACUUGGUACACAUGCUCACCAAAAGCUUGUCAAAGCGUCAGCCUUGAAAUAAUGAGAAGGGAAGUGUGUAUGCAGUGUGAGCAGGACCCGAUUCGUUAUAGCUGGUGCAAGUCGAAGCCAACUUUAGAUGUGCAGCAUUGCUUGCGCUCAAAUUGGCGAUGAUGCUUUUUCAUUUUCACUGGUUGAACUAAGCAGGCUAUUAAUGUUAAAUCCUCUAUUUUACAGUAUACACUACAAAAUGUCUUGGUUCAAAAGUUGAGCCUGAAGAAAUUAUUUGCAUUUGCAAAAAAAGAAAAAAAAGUUGUUGGCGUAAGUACGGGGUGAUUAUUUUUAAGUUUUAUGUAAUUUUUAAAGAUAGCUUGUUGCAUAUAACAUAAU
This is a messenger RNA of Dermacentor albipictus, 2845 nucleotides long. RefSeq lists its product as uncharacterized. NCBI's taxonomy places the organism in Eukaryota, Metazoa, Arthropoda, Arachnida, Ixodida, Ixodidae. The record is from RefSeq and is a predicted model, not a curated record. Gene Ontology annotation, molecular function: protein binding.